AUGAAGUACACGACCGCCUUCCUCACUGUCAUUCUCGCCGCCACCUCUGCGCUCGCGGGGCCAAGCAUCCAGAAGGUCCGCCGUGCGUCUGCCAUCAAGAAGGGCCUGUCGUACAACGACCCGAGCCUGACCAGGAACUUCAACUCCGGCCAGGUCAGCUGGGUGUACAACUGGGACUCGACCCCGGCGGGCACGAUCCCCGCCGGCACCCAGUUCUUCCCGAUGAUGUUCAGCAACCAGCCGGACCACACCACCCAGUGGGCCGCGAACGCGGAGGCCGCCAUCGCCUCCGGCAGCACCCACCUCCUCUUCAUCAACGAGCCCGACCUCGCCUCGCAGGCGAACACCUCCCCCGCGGACGCCGCGCAACAGUGGAUGACGUACAUGCAGCCGUUCGCGGGCCGCGCGACGCUCGUCUCGCCCGCGAUCACGAACGGCGCGCCGCCGAUGGGCACCGGCUGGAUGGACAGCUUCCUGUCCGAGUGCGACAAGCUCGGGUGCCGGGUCGACGCCGUCGCCGCGCACAUCUACGACUCCGCGACGAACACGGCGUACUACAAGCAGUACAUCACCGACCUCGGCACGCGCUACAACCGGCCGACGCUGAUCACCGAGUUCGGCGCGUCGGGCUCGGUCGAGCAGCAGCAGGCGUUCCUCAACGAGAUGAUCCCGUUCUUGAACGGGCUCUCGACCGUCUCCCACUACGCGUGGUUCAUGACCGCCGUCGGCAACCUCGUCAACGCAGACGCGAGCCUCACCCCGCUCGGCACGACGUACGCCUCGGCGCAGUAG
Messenger RNA from Epithele typhae, 792 nucleotides. RefSeq lists its product as uncharacterized. Gene Ontology annotation, cellular component: fungal-type cell wall. The record is from RefSeq and is a predicted model, not a curated record. NCBI's taxonomy places the organism in Eukaryota, Fungi, Basidiomycota, Agaricomycetes, Polyporales, Epitheliaceae. The coding region runs from base 1 to 792 and encodes 263 amino acids. The transcript has 4 exons. Gene Ontology annotation, biological process: fungal-type cell wall polysaccharide metabolic process.